AUUUCACGCAGCAAAGCACGAAACUGUUGACCAGCCUCUGAAAUGCGGCUCCUCUGAGCUCAUGAAUACACGCAGAUGACCAUAGAGCUGGCAUCCAGGCCAAGAUCCCUCUCUUCCCUGCGCUUCUUGCAGCGUCUCUGCCAUGACAGCCACCAUUGAUUUGUCCGAGCGCGCGGAAAGCGGGCGGCAAAGGCUCCUUCGCUCAGCUUGUGGAUGCAUGAUUGUGAAUGCACAAAACAGACAAUGGGAUUGUCCGACUGCUGCUCUGCACCCCGGGCCCAGUCCUCCGGUAAGUCUGGGCCAGCAGCCGUAAGCUGACCCGACCACCACAAUAGGCAGAGAACGGAUCAGCAGCUGAAUCCUUUGAUUCCCUGUUUAAACUGCGAUGCGCUGGCUCGACCGAGCGAACGUGCAUAGGCUACUGGAAUGGAAGGCCUUGAUACCCCGCACCUGGGACGCUUCCUCGCCUUCUCUCGCAUUAACUCGUUGAACCGUUGGUCGUCGCACACACCUGAAACCUGUUGAACAGAUUCUUCUAGUAACCCAGCUUACGAGGUAUAUUUGGCUUCUUGGGAUUCGGGGUUGCCCUCGUCACCCAGGCUGGCUCAGCUGGACAACAGCUGGCCGCUGCGAACGAGGGGCGUGCCGGGUGGAGCUGACGCGCCUGUCUGCAGCCAGAUGCACGCCAGGCAGGAAGCGGCAACGCACUGCUCUCACUGCAACCGCUCGCUCAUGCGACUAGGUGCCGUUGCAUACAGCUAUUCCCUGAUGCGAUUCAGCGGUGUCCUUGCUGGCUUGUCCGUGUAUCAGGCCACAGCCUCGGAUGACCGCACUCGAUCGCGGAUUGUGCACUCGACCGCCCAUAUCCAGGAACUACCCCAGGAAGAAUAGACAUGGUCGCCGCCGGUGAGGGCCAUGUUCGCCUCUUGAGCCACCCACGGCGUCCACUAGCUCUGCCCUAGCCACGUCAGAGGGCCACCAUGGACUAGUGCAUCCCGUUGCAUUGGGAGAGCAUACCCGGCUCAAUACCCAGGGUAGAAUGAGGCGGACCGAACGAGGGUGCACCCCCACCUCUCCAAUCCAAAAGACAGCAAGGGUCGGCUACUCUGCCCCUUGCUCACCCCAGGAGCACAUGCGAGGGACGUGAGCAGUUGGCGCUCAUCGAGAUGGGCUGUCCUUGCGACGUUGUGCGCCGUGUGUUCCGUGGAUCCUGCAGCGACGUUCUGCGACAUGGAUUCCCCUCUGGGGGCCAGUGACUCUUGUGCAAUCGAUCAGCGAGUUCGCUGGUCGAUCUCGAGGAUAUCCAUGCAGCCCACCCCGUUGGAUUCCAAGGUGGACCGGCCGGAGAUCAAACCCGCCUAUGGGACUGGAAGCGGUUCGCAAAGAACAGUUCCAGGGACGGCUCGGCCUGCUGAGGAACUCUCUCGGCGCGCGGUUUUCUGCCAAAUAAUCACUGGUGUAAUCCUGGUAGAUACGGGCUGACGUCUGACUGGGCUGCACGCCGGCCGUCAUUUGGGACUUGCAGGAUCAGCCAACAUGCGGACUGGUACGCGGCCGCCAGCCCGCAUGUGGUCCGCAGCCAAGGUGGAUUAAAUAGCAGCUCGUUCCAGGUCAAUUUGGCCAUGUCUGUAGCUUCUGGUCAGUCUUGUUUACAGCCGUGCGGUGCGAAUGGUGCCAGAGAGUGAGCCCUUGCGUGUAUGCCAGUCAUGAUUGGAAUGUCGGGUGAUCAAAAGGGUGCAACCCCAGCCUACAACAGCAGCAUCGACCACUUUCGCGACGACGAAUACCCCAGCCUGAGAGACGUGGUCUACCUCGACCAUGCCGGGUCCACGGUGUAUGCUCGGUCCAUGAUCCAGGCGUACGCCGCCGACCUGCAGACCAACCUGUAUGGCAACCCUCACUCGGACAAUACCCCGUCUCGCAUAUCCGGUGUCCGGGUCGACGCCAUCCGCCUGCAGCUUCUGCGCUUCUUCGGCGCCGACCCAAAUGACUUUGAUCUCAUCUUCACAGCAAACGCAACCGCCUCCAUCAAGCUGGUGGGCGAGUGCAUGUCGCAUUAUGCACCUUCGCCUAUGACGUCGUCCAGCAAGCGACGUGGGUUCCACUAUGUAUACCACCAAGACUCCCACACAAGCCUAGUUGGGCUUCGACAGAUCGCCAACGGGGGUAGCGUGUGUCUGGGCGAUGCCGCCGUAAAGAGCUGGAUCCAAAAAGGCAGCCAACCAAAGAUGGCCACUCUCUUUGCCUAUCCGGGCCAGAGCAACAUGACGGGUCGACGUACCCCUCGAUCAUGGCCUGCUCAAAUCCGCAGAAACCACAAAGACACGUUUGUCUUGUGGGACGCCGCUGCCAUCGCCUCGACCUCACCCUUGAAUCUCUCGGAUGCCGAUUCCGCCCCCGAUUUUACUGCCCUCUCGCUGUACAAAAUAUUUGGAUACCCUGAUGUUGGAUGCUUGAUCGUCCGAAAGGCUGCUGCUGAUGCUCUUCGACAGCGACGAUACUUUGGUGGCGGAACUGUGGAUAUGGUCAUCAACUCGCCCUCGGUCCGACAAGAGGGGUGGCACGCCCUCAAGACAGGCUCGCUGCACGACUCUCUCGAAGACGGGACCCUGAACUUUCACUCCAUCGCCGCGAUCCCUCACGCCAUCGACACACAUGACCGCCUCUUCUGUAGCAUGAGCGACGUUUCCGCCCACUGCGCCUUUUUGGUUGGGCAGCUCUAUGGACAGUUAGUAUCCCUCCGACACUCAAAUAAUGCCCCUCUUUGCCGCAUCUAUACUGGCUCCGAACAUCAUGGCUUUGGAGAUGCAUCUCUCCAGGGACCGACAAUUGCCCUGUCCGUCCUAGAUCCCUCAGGGAGCAUACACGGAUACGCAAACGUCGAACGCGCAGCGGAUCAGGAGCGGAUAUACCUCCGGAGCGGCAGCGUGUGUAACCCCGGAGGUAUGGCGUACCUCGGCUGGGUGCGCAUGGAAGAUAUGAAGGCCGCCUGGAAUGCUGGGCAUCGAUGUUCAGAUCCGAUCCAGGAGGUGUACGGACAGACAACGGGCAUCGUGCGGGUGAGUCUGGGGGCGAUGAGCACCAAAGCGGAUACUGAUAGGUUUGUUGACUGGCUGAGCCGAACAUACAUCGAUCGGGAUAUCAUGUCUUCGCCAGAAAAGCCGCAAGGAUCUGAGUGCUCACAUGGCUCUGAAUGCUCGCUGGAGUCAUCGAAACACAAAGAAACCGUUGGUCAAAUGGGCCGAACCCGAGGAACAGUGAAGAGAAUUGUUGACCACAUCCGUCGGAUAUUCUGUCAAAGUGCGAGAUAGACUAUGCUUAGCGCUAUAUAUAAGAUUGACUCAAUUAAUGAUAGUAAUGAAAAGUUCUCAAGAGUCAGAAUGAGGGG
Molecule: messenger RNA, 3388 nt
Organism: Aspergillus calidoustus
Lineage: Eukaryota; Fungi; Ascomycota; Eurotiomycetes; Eurotiales; Aspergillaceae
Source: the annotation of a GenBank genome assembly